Molecule: messenger RNA, 2853 nt
Organism: Maudiozyma barnettii
Lineage: Eukaryota; Fungi; Ascomycota; Saccharomycetes; Saccharomycetales; Saccharomycetaceae
Gene: APL5
Product: Apl5p
Exons: 1
Coding region: 1-2853 (950 amino acids)
Biological process (GO): protein targeting to vacuole; Golgi to vacuole transport
Cellular component (GO): AP-3 adaptor complex; membrane coat; endosome membrane
Source: RefSeq, a predicted model, not a curated record
AUGACAUCGUUAUAUGCGCCUAGUGCAGAUGAAGUAAUGCAAAGACUUCGUCCAUUUGGAUUCUUUUUCGAGAAGUCAUUGAAAGAUUUGAUAAGAGGAAUACGAUCACAUAAUGAUACACCAGAACAACUCGAAUUAUUUCUAGAAGGGCAAUUGUCGGAAUGCAGACAAGAGGCCAAUUCAUCGAAUAUUGAACUGAAAACAAAUGCUGUUUUAAAGCUUACGUACUUGGAAAUGUAUGGCUAUGAUAUGUCAUGGUGUAACUUCCAUAUUUUAGAAGUUAUGAGUAGUAAUAAAUUACAACAAAAACGAGUCGGGUAUUUGGCAGCAUCACAAUCAUUUCAUAAGGAUGCUGAUGUCCUGAUGUUAGCUACAAACCUAUUGAAGAAGGAUCUCAAAUAUGGUAAUAGCAACGACGUCUUCAAAGUAGGGAUUGCAUUGAGUGGAUUAUCUACAAUUGUUACUCCAGAACUAGCAAAGGAUAUCGUGGACGAUCUAUUUUUAAUGCUGAAUAGUUCGAAACCAUAUAUCAGGAAGAAGACUAUCACUGCUUUGUAUAAGGUAUUCCUGGAAUACCCUGAAGCUUUACAGAGUAAUUUUGAUAAUUUUACUUCAAAAUUGGAAGAUACUGAUAAAUCAGUGGUAUCAGCAACCAUAAGCGUAAUAUGUGAAUUAUCUAAGAAAAACCCUACCCCUUUCAUCAAAUUAUCGCCAUUAUUGUAUGAAAUACUAAUCGAUAUUAAUGAUAACUGGAUAAUUAUCAGGUUAUUAAAAUUAUUUAGUAAUUUAUCCAAAAUUGAACCAAAAUUGAAGGGAAGAUUAUUACCAAAGAUAGUAGAAUUAAUGGAUUCAACUAACGCCGCUUCCGUACUUUAUGAAUCUGUGAACUGUAUUAUUUCAGGGAAUAUGCUUGAUGAAUCUGAUUACGAUGUUGCAUUCCAAUGCCUAGAGAUUUUAAGUAAAUUUUGCAAUUCCCAAGACUCUAAUUUAAGAUAUAUCAGUUGUGUCUUAUUUUACAAAAUUGGUAAAAUUAACACAAUUUUUAUAUCUCAAUACGAUGAAUUGAUUAUGAAAUUGAUAAGUGAUAUUGAUAUAUCAAUCAGAUUAAAAGCUAUUGAGUUACUGGAAGGUAUUGUUUCAGAAGAUAAUCUGAAAUUAAUAGUAUCUACGUUGAUGAAGCAAUUUAUGGGAGACGAAGUUGCAAUUAUCGAAACCAGCAGGGGUAACUCAAAAGAGAUACCAAUUAUAAUACCGGAUAACUAUAAAAUCAAAAUUGUUAAUGUUAUUCUGAAUAUCUGCGGAAUGAAUAAUUAUUUAAAUGUGGAUGAUUUUGAAUGGUAUAAUGCGGUGUUGUAUGAUCUUGCUGUGAUUUCAUUAGACUUAAGUGAAAAUGACUUAGGUUCAAAAAUUGGUAAUCAAUUAAGGAAUCUAAUGGUCAGAGUUCCAGAUAUCAGACAUACGACAAUAGUGAAUAUAAUAAAAGUCACAUCCUUAGAUUCGAUUGAGAUCAGAUUACCAACAAUAUUGGAAAGUUGUAUAUGGUCGUUAGGUGAAUAUGCGACGUACGUAGAAAAUGGUGAUGCUCUAAUAAAACUAUUUAUCAAGAAGGGUUUACAUAUGCAAUAUUUGACUCAAGAUUCACUUAUUGUUGCUUUAGUAAAAUUAUUCAGUUCGUGGUGUACCAGAAAUAAAGAUCAAGCCAAUUACGUUAAAGAUGUUUUAAAAGAACUAGUUGCAUUUUUAGCCCAAACCAAUUAUUCAAAAUCGUUUGAAGUUCAGGAAAUAAGUGUCCAAAUGUCUGAAAUUUUAAAAUUAAGUCUUGAGGCUUUAGAAGAACAAUCAGAUGAGAUCCCACUUUUAUUAGCCGAAGUUCUGCCUAGUUUUUUCAACAGCUAUGAGUUGACACCAAUAUCACUGGGAACUCAAAAACAAUUACCAAAGGGUAUUGAUUUUGACAUUGAUAUGCCUUUCCUAACAAAAGAAGAAUUGGACAACGUAUUAGCCGACCAAGAAACCUUAGCUGAAGAGGAUGUGGAUAUAUAUGAUUCUGAUAGAUUUUCUUUGGCUAGUGAUAAUUAUCAUUACCCACCUGUUUCUGAGUAUGAAGAUAGAAGUAGUGAUGACAACGAAACCGAUAAGUUUAAAGAUACUUAUAACGAUUUUGACGAUGAAACAUAUAAGGAAGAGAGAAGAAAGGAAGCUUUAUCAAAUCCAUUUUAUUUAGACCAAUCAAUAGGAAAUGGAAAUCACGAUAAUUUGAAUGAUAUUUUAGCUACUGACAAUGACCAAAGGGAAAAAACUCCAAACGCUAUUGAUAUUAUAAAAAUAAAUAGCAAUAAAGAUGAAAUUUCACAUGAAGCCGUCAAGGCGAAACAUAAAAAGAAGAAGAAGAAGACCAAGAAGGUUAAAGUACUAGCAGAUCAAACAAUAGUGAUCCCAGGUGUUUCCAAUAUCAGUACUUAUAAUAAAAAUAUAAACUCAACGUCUCCAUCUAGUCUCCCCAGUUCAAACAAAAUUAGUUUGAGAACUCAUACUAAAUUAGAGGACUUUGAUUUCGCAGAACAGAAUAAGAAUGAUUCAGAUGAGGACCAAGAAUUAGAAAAAUUAAGAUCGAAAUUCGAAGAACAAAUUAUAAAGGAGGAUAAUCUUAAUAACUCUGAAGGUGAAGAAGUUGUUGUUAUCAAAAAGAAGAAAAAGAAGAAGUCUAAGUCCAAAUCAAAAUCAAAGGAAGAUGGUAUGCUAAAAAAAAAGAAAAAAGAGCAUACUUCAAAUGAAGGAAAUCAAGAAAUCAAUUCUCCAAUUAUAGAGGAAAAUGCUUUCCCUUAUACAAAUGAAAAAUCGAAGCACGAUUAA